Molecule: messenger RNA, 4625 nt
Organism: Ficedula albicollis (Collared flycatcher)
Lineage: Eukaryota; Metazoa; Chordata; Aves; Passeriformes; Muscicapidae
Product: histone-lysine N-methyltransferase SETDB2
Exons: 26
Coding region: 272-3961 (1229 amino acids)
Biological process (GO): negative regulation of gene expression; heterochromatin organization
Cellular component (GO): nucleus
Molecular function (GO): DNA binding; protein binding; zinc ion binding
Source: RefSeq, a predicted model, not a curated record
GAGGAGGAGGAGAAAGGAAGCAGCCGAAGAAGGAGAAGCCGACGGGGGCCGGGUCGAGGCUCCGAGGGGUGCGGGAGUGACCUGGGGCCGGACCCCUGACCGCAGGCACGCCCCAUGCCAGCCUCCCAGCCCGACAGGCACCCCGGCCCCUGCCCGCCGGCCCUCGGCGCGGGGCCUGCGGCCGAGCCGGAGCGCAGCGAGACCCCGACCUGAGGCGGGCUCGGCGCCACCACAGCCGGGGUGACAGCUCUCCGAGCAGCAUCCCCGCAGGAUGGAACAGAAAACAAUGCUGCGUGACUUCUUCGAAGAGGAGAACCUUACCAGUUCCAGAGAGGAGAGCACUGAAGGUGAUGUGAAGACAUUUUGGAUGCAAUUGGGAGGUAGAAAAGUGGAUAUCAUAUUUGAGCAGAUGCAAAAUGUGCUGUCGUUGCUGAAGGAAAAGAUCAAGAAUGGAACUGCAACAAACCAAGAAUGCUGGCAGGCUUGGGCACUGGUGAAUGAAGCUAAUCUAGGUGAUCUCUUAACCUUGGCAAAUGUAAGUGAUCAGUUGAAUGGAGAUGGUGCACAGGAAACCAAACCCAAACUGCAGCCUCUUCUUCCAGAUGACAACACUGCAGACACUGUAGAAGCUUCUGACAGUGGAAAAGAAGUCAUGGAAGGAACCUGCUCAGGGAGUAAAGAAGCAUCUAGCAAAAUUCAAGGUUUACCUUUAAACAUGCAGUAUCAGAGCCACAAGUGCUCUAGUGCAUGUCUUGCCAAAAAAGCAUUGGGCUCCUAUAGGGGUGAAAAUCCUCUGAAGAUCCCAAUCCUGUUUGACUUUCAAAGACGCCAUGCAAAAGCAGACUGCCUUUCGAAGUCACUGGAUGUGAAUUACAAAGCCCCUUGCGGUCGGAGUCUGAGAAGCUUUCGGGAUGUGCGAAAUUACUUGUUUGAAACAGAGUGCAAUUUCUUAUCUGUUGAUCACUUUUCCUUCAACACAUAUGUGCUGUUGGGCAGGAACACCAUGAAUCCUGAGCCCCUCGUGUUUGAGUUCGAUAUUAGCAACGGAGCCGAGUCUGUGCCUGUCUCCUUCUGUAACAAUCUCGACCAUGCAAGAUUGCCUUAUUUCAAGUAUCGGAAGUCGUCGUGGCCACGUGGGUAUUAUCUCAACAAUUUCUCCAGCCUCUUUGUUGAUUCCUGUGACUGCACAGAUGGCUGCAUUGAUAGGUCAAAAUGUGCAUGCCUACAGCUAACAGCAAGAGGCUGUAGUAAAAUUUCUCUGUCUCCAAAUAGUAAAAGAUCCCGUGGAUACCGUUACAAAAGACUGGAGGGACCUGUUCCUAGUGGGAUUUAUGAGUGUAGUGUGUUGUGCAGGUGUGACAAGCUGAUGUGUCAGAACAGAGUUGUACAGCAUGGCAUUCAAGUCAGGCUGCAAGUGUUCAACACGGAGAAGAAGGGCUGGGGCGUCCGCUGCCUGGAUGACAUCGACAAGGGGACAUUUGUUUGUACUUACUCAGGCAGAUUAAUGAGCAGAGCUGAAGUAUUGGGAGAUGCUGAGCAAGAGCUGAAGGAGAAAAGUGCAGUGGAUGACAGAGGCCAUGACUUUUCUUCCAAAAAAAGAAAACUUGGCUUUGACCGUUCAGACUCAGUGAUUGAACUAGUUCAGGCUGACAAAAAUUACAUUCUUGAGAAUCAGGAAUCUUUAUCUCAGACUGCGGAUAAUGAAAAUAAAUCAGCCCUGGUUCAUCUAAAGAACUCAAGUAAUGCAACUGUGAGAAGGCUUGGAACUAGAACACUUGUUUUUCGCAAUCACCAGCUAAAAAUGGUGCACAGUGCCAGCUCAGAUGAAGAUGAUCGUGCUCAGAUUCAUCAGUCAAGCAAAACAAAACUAACCAGUGGAACAAAGAAAGGAAAAGAAAAAUCUACCCAGCAGCAGAAGGAAGAACAUCUGAUGGAAAUUGGACAGACUGACUCUGCUGGUGUAGAGAGUGCAGGAUGCAAAAGAAAGAGUCUGUCACUGCAGGGUGUUGAUUGUGGCACGUCUAGUGUUCUGGAUGACACAUGCAUUGUGAGGCCAUCCAAAAAUGCACCCCCAAAGGCUGACUGCAAAGAAAAUAGCAGGCAGCCAAAACAAGAUGCACUUUGUAAGGAGUCUGAUGAUGAUGGGAUCCUCCCCAAGAAUGCUAAUGAAGAAAAUAUUUAUGUACUGGAUGCCACAAAAGAAGGCAAUGUGGGUCGUUUUCUAAAUCACAGCUGCUGCCCAAAUCUCUUUGCCCAAAGUGUGUUUGUAGAAACUCACAACAGAAGUUUUCCAUGGGUGGCAUUCUUCACAAACAGACUUGUGAAAGCUGGAACCGAACUCACAUGGGAUUAUGGUUAUGAAGCUGGAAGCAUGCCAGAGACAGAGAUUUCCUGUCACUGUGGAGUUCAGAAGUGCAGGAUAGCUGGGGGUCUCAUCAUUUCGGGGGUCAUUAUUUCUGACAAAGGCUCUGAGUCUUCUUUGUGUUUGCUGUUUGACCUUGCAGUGAACACGGGGCUAGGGAGGGAUUCUAGGAAGCAGGAUAUGGCCUUUCCCAUGGUGGAAGCUCUCGGAGAUGGCUGCCCGACGGCGGCCCGGGGCGGUGCCUGGCGCGGGUAUCGAACCCGGGACCCCUCCGUGACCCCGGCGCUCCCGAACGCGCCGCCCUUAUCAGGUGACGGGGGCCUCAGCGGCGCGCCUUCCCGCCAGCCGCGCGAGGGCCGCAGCCAAUCAGCGCCGCGAGGGUGCGCGGGGCGGAGCAUCGGCCUGCGCCACUGCGCGUGCUCACCCAGCCAAUCAGCGCCGCGAAGGUGCGCGGGGCGGAGCAUCGGCCUGCGCCACUGCGCGUGCUCAGUGCCCCGGCCGGGCACGCCCACUUCCCGUCAUUUGUUCUGCCAUGAGCGGGGGGCAGCAGAAGGGCCCCCAAAUCUUACAGCUGAAUUAGGCCCCCUGGGUUCCCUGUGUUUUCCUGCUCUAGGUGCUUUCUGGAUAAUGGCGAAGAUGGUGAGAAGAACAUGUGCAUUUUGUGCAGAAGGGGAGGCUUGCUCUGUGAUGUAUAUUGCCACAGAGAGUGAUAUUGCAGCUCAUCAGGAUUGUCUGUUAUUUUCCUCAGGAUUUGUGGAAUCUGAAGAUCAUAACCCAGAAAAUCUGGGAAUAAGGUUUGAUGUGAAAUCAGUGGUAAAAGAGCUCAAGAGAGGAAAGCGGCUGAUGUGCAGCUUCUGCCAGAAGAAGGGGGCCACGGUGGGCUGCGAGGAGCGCGCGUGCCGCCGGAGCUACCACUACUUCUGCGCGCUGUGCGACGACGCGGCCGUGGAGACCGACCAGGCCAACGGCGUCUACCGAGUGUUCUGCCCAAAACAUGACCCAGGGAAUAGGACCAAUCACUAUGAUGCAGCUAAGAAGAAAAGAAGACGUACAAUGGCAUCUCCCACCACCACAGAAGAAAUGAGUACAGAAGAGACAGCAGAAGAAAACCAUUUACGAAUACUAAAAAGAAAAAACAACAGGCAUAAAGGUGAGACUCACUUUGAUACCAGAAGAGUUAAUUCAGUUUUUACUGUGCCUGUGAAACUUUUAGCAGAGAAACAAGGCAUGCAAACGCUGCUCCUCCAGCAAGGACAGUGGGAAGUGCGAAUAGAAUUUGUUAGGAAGUGCAAACAAGCUGGGCUUCUGGAUGACAUAUUUGAAGAAAUGCUGGACACACUUCACCUGGCUCAGGAAAAACUGAUGGAUGACAACACUUCAGAAACAGAGUAUGAAGAGACAGUGAUGGCACUAUUUGACUGUGGACUGUUUGAAAAUAUAUUGACAAAUGUUUAUUCAGGAACAGAAGAAAAAAUCCAAAAACUUCUGGAAAAUAGAAAAAUCUUGGAUCACAAGAUUGAGCUGCUGCAGGACUUAAAAGAAGUCAUCCUUCCUACUCCAGAGAACAUCGCCAGUACAUCCAGUACGGUGUCUGAAUAACCUCUGUCUGUGAUGGUGCAAUUCUUAGGAUUUUCUAAUGAUAAAAACCAUAGAGCAGUCUGGUCAGUGCCCAAUUCCCCAGCCCCAAGAUGGGUGCGGAAUGAGGCAUUAUACUCAUUUUUAUACCUCACUGUUACAAUAAUUUGAAGUUCUUCAAGUUUUCAAAUCUUCAGAUUUUUCCCUGGUAGUGUUCAGCUGCCACAGAACACUACCUAAAGUCACUUUAAGUAUGGGAACCCUCUCCUGGCUGGGCAGUAGCUACCUCACUGUCUGUGUCUGGACAGUGAUGUUUGACAGAUCAUAGUGCUGCUUUGGCUCUUCCAAAAAAGAUAAAUGAACAGAACUUGCACUUGAAGAAGCCUUCUGGAUUAUAAACAGGAGCUUAAUUAAAAAAGCCAAAUUAUUCUUUAUUGACUGGUCAAGGUGUAGCUGUUCCUGCUCUAAUGUCAGUGAUAAAGCAGUGUUUGCAGGCAGUCCAGAAAGGGUUGGACAUUAUAUUCACACCAUGUACAAUGUCAAAUGGAGCAAAGCAGUGACUGCAUCUUCCUUUCUCCAUUAAGAAAGGGUUCAGCUUUCACGUGCUUUGUCUUUAAAAUAUUAUUUGAAUACAGCAAAGCAUUGUUUAGCCACAAGAGGCUAAGUUAAUAAAAUAAAACAUUUUUUA